AUGUCUGACACUAAUGUCACGAUACUACACAUCAACGAUUACCACAAUCGAUUCGAACCUGCCAACCAAGAUGGAGGCAGGUGUACUGUAAUGGACGAGACAUUGCAUCAGUGUUAUGGCGGGUUUGCUAGAUUGGUCACACAGGUGGAUGAAUUACGAUCUACAAAAUCCAAUGUGCUGUUGGUCGACGCCGGUGACCAAUAUCAGGGGACCUCCUGGUUUAUAGUAUUUCAAGGUAAAGCAGCGGGGUAUUUCAUGAAUUAUCUUCAGUAUGACGUCAUGGCGCUUGGUAACCAUGAAUUUGACAGUGGUAUAUCUGGAUUGGUUCCAUUCCUGGAGAAUGUGACUUUUCCAGUAAUCUCCGUCAAUAUUGAUGCCACUCACGAACCACAACUUGAUAUGUUAUAUCGUCCGUCGGCGGUCUUAGAUUUAGAUGGCGGUGACAAGAUCGGAUUUAUAGGAUAUACAACUCAGGACACUCCAAUUUCAACAUCGACAGGCGACUUGAUAUUUCUUGACGAAAUCGAGGCCAUUCAAGCGGAGGUAGAUCGGCUAACCAGUGAGGGAAUAACUAAAAUCGUUGCACUUGGGCAUUCUGGGUAUACGAAGGAUUUGGAAAUUGCCGAGAAAGUUCGAGGGGUGGAUUUGGUCAUUGGUGGACACUCCCACACCUUGCUGUACUCGGGCGAACCUCCUGUACCAGAAGACGUUGCAGAAGGACCGUAUCCAACAUUAGUAAAUUCGGCACAUGAACUAUCGUAUAUAGUUCCUGUUGUAACUGCAUAUAGGUACGGUAAAUACUUGGGACAUCUCCAAUUAACGUUUGAUGAUGAUGGUAACCUAGUUGGUUGGGAAGGAAAUCCAAUAAUAUUAGAUAGCUCGGUGGCUGAAGAUACAGAUGCACUAAACGAAGUUGGUAAAUGGAGAAGUGAUUUAAAUGCUGCCACGGCUGAGAUUAUAGGUGAGACUCAUGUAUUUCUUGAUGGCAGAGGAGAAAGUUGUCGCUUCAAGGAAUGUAACAUGGGUAAUAUGCUGUGUGAUGCGGCUAUAUGGUACUAUCAUAAAGUGGGUGUCAAGGAUGCAAACUUGGCCAUAUGGAAUGGUGACGGAAUCCAAGAAUCUUUCUAUGAAGGUAACAUUACUCUGGGCGAUCUCAUGAAUGUAUUGCCGUACGAGGACACAAUAGAUUUGCUGGAACUGAAGGGUGCUGACAUCAUGGAUAUUUUGGAAUAUUCUGUACAUUUGUAUGACGGAGUGAGUGGCGAAACUGGAUUUUUACAGAUGGGAGGUAUACGUGUGACCUUUGACACGAAUAUGCCAGCCUACCAACGCGUCGUUAAAGCAGAAGUGAUAUGCUCUGAGUGUGACGUGCCCCAGUUUGUUACUUUGGAUAUGGAUACAACUUAUAAAUUGAUCUGUAAUUCAUUCCUGGCAGCUGGGGGACAUGGAUACAGCAUGAUCGUCGAUAACAAGUUGUCACAUCAUAUUGGUAAAAACAAGUUUUUUUAA
Molecule: messenger RNA, 1509 nt
Organism: Saccoglossus kowalevskii
Lineage: Eukaryota; Metazoa; Hemichordata; Enteropneusta; Harrimaniidae
Product: snake venom 5'-nucleotidase-like
Biological process (GO): AMP catabolic process
Cellular component (GO): plasma membrane
Molecular function (GO): 5'-nucleotidase activity; metal ion binding; nucleotide binding
Source: RefSeq, a predicted model, not a curated record